AUGUUUGGUAUUAAUAAUAUUAGUACUUUUGACAUUAUUCUACAUAUAUGCUGUUACUUAUUAAUUGCCGGUUGGGGUCUUCUGGCUACAUUCCAUAUACUUGGUCUUUUUUAUGGUUUAUACAAAUUCCACCGAAAGCCAUCACAUAGUAAUCUCAAAGAAUUACCAGGUGUUUCAAUAAUCAAACCAUUAACAGGAAUCGAUGCAAAUCUAUAUGAAAAUUUAAAAACAUUUUUCAAUCUUAAAUAUCCACGAUAUGAAGUACUUUUUUGUGUACAAGAACACGAUAAUGAAUUGAUUGAUUUACUCGAAAGAUUACGAGAACAAUAUCCACAUGUGGAAUCACAAUUAUUUGUUGUAAAAGGAAACUUCCUAAUAGAAAGUGAAUUAGACGUAUCAGAGCAGGAGACCGAUAUUGCUGAAGAGCAAGGAAAUGAUCUAACACCAUUGGUAACACGAAUUAAAACUAAACAAAUACAACGAAAACGAAUAUCUUUAUGGAAACGAAUUUUAUGUUGUGGUUCACAUAAAUUAUUAUCCGGUGAUAAAUCAUCAAAAAAUGGAACAAUGGAUAUAAAAAAUCCCAAAAUCUUUAAUAUGUUACCUGCUUAUGAAAAAGCUCAAUAUCCAUAUAUAUUAAUAUCAGAUAGUGGUUUAAUGAUGCAUGAAAAUACAUUAUACGACAUGGUUAUAUCUAUGACUGAUAAUGUUGGUCUUGUUCAUCAAAUGCCAUUUACUUGUGAUAGAAAAGGUUUUGCUGCAUCGGUUGAAAAGGUUUAUUUUGGUACUCAACAUGCUCGUAUGUAUAUGACAAUCAAUUUAAUUGGUAUAAAUUGUGUUACUGGAAUGUCAUGUUUAAUACGAAAAGAAUGUAUUGAUCGUGUAGGUGGUUUACGUGCUUUUGGUCAUUAUAUAGCGGAAGAUUAUUAUAUAGCCUAUGAAGUUGCUAAACAAGGUUGGAAAUUACGUGUUGCAUCGACACCGGCACAACAAAAUUCAGGAGAAUAUUCUGUAUCAUCAUGGACAGAGCGGAUGAUUCGAUGGUGCAAAUUGAGAAUGCGUUUAAGUCCAUUAGCUUAUUUAGAACCUUUACAAGAGUGUUUUUCAUCAGCUGUAUUAGCUGGUAUUGUUACAAAUUAUUUAUUUGAAUGGAAUGCUCUUGUUGUUGCUGCUUGUCAUAUUUUAAUAUGGUUUAUUCUUGAUUAUUUAAUGCUCAGAAUAACUCAAGGUGGUCCAUUACCAUUUUCGAAAUUUGAAUUUGCAAUAGCAUGGCUUGUACGAGAAUUUUCAUCAUUUUACAUAUAUUUCAAAGCAUUUACUGGUCCAUCAACGGUAAAUUGGCGUGGAAAAGAAUAUCGUCUUGGUUCAGGUACACGUGCUGAAGAACUCUCUACUAUACCAUUACCACCACCUGCACCAUCUCUUGUUGAAUCAUCUUCAUCAUCUGUAUCCUCGUCAGUAUCAUCAUCGUCAUCAUCAUCGACAUCAUCUUCAUCUUCAUCUAAUUCGUCAUUGUCAGUGGCUGGACCAUAUCUUCUAUCAUCAUCAUUAUCUACGAAACAACCAUCUCAGAUUGUCUAA
Adineta steineri is the source of this 1581-nucleotide messenger RNA. The record is from the annotation of a GenBank genome assembly. Lineage: Eukaryota; Metazoa; Rotifera; Eurotatoria; Adinetida; Adinetidae.